CAGCAGCAGCAGCAGCAGCAGCGGCAGCGGUAGCGGCAGCGGCGCAGCAGCGAUACAGCUGGACGCGCAGAAGGCGCUCCACCAGAAGCAGCAGACAAGCCAAUUCAGCAGCGACACUAGCACCAGCAACAGCAGCAACAGCAGCAACAGCAACAACAGCAGCAACUCGUUUCAUCAUGGGCAGCAGCCGCAGCAGCAGCAGCCUCACGGACACCACCAGCAGCAGCAGCAUCACAAGCAGCAGCAGCAGCAGCAGCAGCAGCAGCCUUGCAAUCAGGAGCAGCCCUACACGAGCACCAUUAUCACCAUCCCAAUCAUCAUCAGUAUCAGCAGCAGCAGCAGCAGCAGCAGCAGCAGCAGCAGCAGGGUGCUUGCCUCCGUCUCUGAGGCAGGCGAGCCUGCAGGCGAGGAGUUUGAGGCUGCGGGAGCCGCUGGGCCCCACAGGGUCUGCUCUGUGGCUAAUUGUGUCUCCUUUGAGGCCUCGGAGACAGUUGUUGGAGACUUCUUCUUCUGCUUCCUCUUCAGUUUGCUGCUGCUGCUGCUGCUGCUGCGGGGCCAGAGCGCCUGCUGCUGCGGACGAAAACGCCGGUCCCAGCGACGGCGCCAGGGGGCCCCCGGGGGGCCUCGGGGGGCCCCGGGGGGCCUCGAUGGACGUCGGGGGGCCUCGGGGGUCCCUGCGUAG
Eimeria tenella is the source of this 682-nucleotide messenger RNA. RefSeq lists its product as uncharacterized. The transcript is spliced from 2 exons. Lineage: Eukaryota; Apicomplexa; Conoidasida; Eucoccidiorida; Eimeriidae. The record is from RefSeq and is a predicted model, not a curated record. The annotation marks the transcript as partial.